Messenger RNA from Juglans regia (Persian walnut), 950 nucleotides. RefSeq names its product myb family transcription factor PHL7-like. The transcript has 5 exons. The record is from RefSeq and is a predicted model, not a curated record. Gene Ontology annotation, molecular function: DNA-binding transcription factor activity. Bases 60 to 689 code for a protein of 209 amino acids. NCBI's taxonomy places the organism in Eukaryota, Viridiplantae, Streptophyta, Magnoliopsida, Fagales, Juglandaceae.
CCUUAUAUUUAUUCAAUUUAUUGGUUUCAGGGGCAACACCGAAAGGUGUUCUAAGAGUGAUGGGUGUACCUGGACUUACUAUCUAUCAUGUGAAAAGCCAUUUACAGAAGUAUCGCCUUGCAAAGUACCUUCCGGAAUCUCCUGGUGAUGGCAAAGGUUUUAAAGAUGAGAAGAAAAGUUCUGGAGACAGCCUUUCUGCCUCUGAUUCUUCUCCGGGAAUGCAAAUUAAUGAGGCACUGAGGAUGCAAAUGGAGGUUCAGAAGCGUCUUCAUGAACAACUUGAGGUUCAAAGACAGCUGCAAAUGAGAAUAGAAGCUCAGGGUAAAUACUUGCAGAAGAUCAUUGAGGAGCAGCAGAAAUUAGGUGGUGCACUGAAAGCUUCUGAGACUUUACCAUUGGAUGAUGAUAAGCAAAAGCAAUCUCGGUCAGAUCCACCUGGUGGUGAUUCUGCGGGGCCCUCUUCUCCCAGAAAGAAACAAAAGUUGGAUGAUGAACUAAAAGAUGGCUUUGACUCCUCAGUGACGCAAAAAAGUCACCAAAAAAAGGUGCUUGUUGGUACAUGGGAUCGAGACUUUUAUGGUAGUGAUGCUGGGUUUGGAUUAGACUUGGAGACUGAGUUCAAGGAAGGAGAAGAUGCUGUGGCGGAGAGAGCAGCUCCUGAACUAGAUCCCAUGCAUCGUUCAAAAUAGUUUUCCCCAUUGUCAAUGUAGUCCUUUGUAAUAUGUUUGUGGCAGAAAUUAUAGACCAUACUUUGUGUAAAUCUAUACGUGUACUCCAUUUGUAGAUAUGAUUAAAAUACAAAAUGUCUGGUUAUUCUCUUGUUGGUUCAAUUGGUUUGUACUUGGCACUGGGACCUGCCAGAAGCGGAGGGACCUGGAUGAAGAAUCAUGCUUUGCUCUCUCGUUUCAGUAUAUUUUAGGUGAUGGGGACAUUUUCUCCCUCUUUAUUCA